This is a messenger RNA of Rana temporaria (common frog), 1484 nucleotides long. Its product is annotated as asialoglycoprotein receptor 1-like. The coding region runs from base 396 to 1292 and encodes 298 amino acids. The transcript has 10 exons. The record is from RefSeq and is a predicted model, not a curated record. Lineage: Eukaryota; Metazoa; Chordata; Amphibia; Anura; Ranidae.
UUUAUUUUUAUUAUUAAACAUUUUUUAUUUGAUGGACACACCUGCAUGUUGGGUGGUAAUUCUUAUGGAGCCUUGCUAUUGGCUCUCUAUUGAUUGGAAAACGCACCUGCCGCGUGACAGACCAGAGUCAUGGUGGACACGACACCUACAACUUGGUGGCCCAACGUGACUCACAGGGGUCAAGGCGAGUAACAAUUUAUAUUUUACUCGUGUAUGAAGAAGAGGAGACAUCUGUGGGGUGUGAUUAAGAAUGUCCACAGAAGUGAUAUCAGUCAUGUGACCUCCGGGAUGAUGAAAUCUUUCUCUGGAAAUUACUGAGGGAGGAGAAAGAAUACGGAGGAAAGAAAAUCAGAGAAGAAACUUCUUCUAUCAUCACAACUCAACACUAUGAGAUCAUGUCUGUGGAAUACGAGGAUUUACAAACUCUUCAGGAGGACACAAAACCAUCAAAGGGAGCCGGAGCAACCAACCAGAUACUUCAAGCAAUCAUGAUGAAGAGACGGGUCCCGGAACUUUCCUCCUCCCUCAUCUGCUUCCUGUCAGCAGUCUGCACCGGACUCAUCUUCAUCAUCAUCAUCCUCAUCGUCACCAUCACACGUCAGGGGGUGGGUGAGACGGAGCAGAGCCUGGAGGUGAAGCUGAGGAAUAUGAGUAUUGAGGUGCACUCCAGAGUGGACCAACUAUAUGUGAAAAAUUCAGGGAUGACGGAGAAACUGACUGACUUUGAAAUUUUCAUGGAGGACUUCAAUAAGCACGACGUGGCGGGUAAAGUGACGAAUAUCAAGUCGCUGGUGAAUCUUUUUCUGUCCGAAGAAAUCACAGGUUCCCUUACCAGCGACAAUCAGAGGAUUUUGGCCGCAGUGGGGAAACUAACAGAUGGACUCCGCAACAGCAACGGCUCUGUUGAUCCAUUAUGUGGUUCGGAAUGGACACACUAUGGCCUAAACUGCUACUACCUGUCCCAUUACGCACGUCCGUGGGAUUACGCCAAGAAGCACUGUGAGGAUAAGAAGAGUCAUCUGGUGGUCAUCAAAGGUCUGGUUGAGAUGAAUUUUCUACGUAACGUUUCACAGUCCCAGGGUUUGUGGAUCGGUCUUUCAAGUGAUAACGACAUCUUGAAUUGGGUGGACGGCACAUCUUAUGAGAGAUCUCCAAAGUUCUGGAAUGACGAUGAGCCCCAGACUUGGUAUAGAGAUUUUCGAUAUUGUGCUUAUUUGAAAAAUGGAGAGAAUUGGAGCGCUUCUUUCUGCUCCCGUAGUUACCGCUACGUCUGUGAGAAGAAGACAUUGUGACCACCAGACUUCUCCUGAUAUCUCCUCAUCUCUCCUUCACCAUACUACAGCGAGGGAAGAUCUACUAACAGAAGAAAAUGUAUCCUGCCGGACAUCCCGGGACUUGGAGGGCCAAUUCUUUUUCGGGGGGCGCAAACAAACUGAAAAAACAAAACAGCAAUUGCAGCCACUGUGCCAUUGAACGCAACCACU